AAUGAAUUAAAUAGCUUAAAUAUCGUUCACUCUGACCCCAUUAGUCAGGUCUUGACAACAGGAAAGCCACCGAAUUUGAAAGCGAAAACAUUAGCUUAGCUUAGUUUAAGCUAACCGUGUAAAUAUUUUACUUGCCGGCCCCGUCAAACCUGUCUGUUUAACGCGAAACAUGAGGAAAGUUACUGUUUUUAUAUCCAUUUUAAUUCAAGUAUGCGCUUGCUGGCAAAGUGCAGAAGGAAAGAGGGAAUAUUCAUACGCUGACUGCACUUAUCUGAAAGGGGACAGUGAUCACGUAUAUUCGGGCAGUAGAUGCUUCUGUUACAGCUCUGGUACUGUAAUCAAAUGGAGAGACAUCUGGUCCACCUUCAAGGUUAACGCAACUAGCAAUGAGGACGUCUUCAUUACGUUUCCAAUGGAGACUAGAAAUUGCCAUCAUCCGGAUGAUUUUCUCACAGUUAUAAAUUGCUUUGUUGAACACUAUUGGCCAUCCACUAUUCAAAGGGAGAAGUCUUUAGAUAUACCUUUGGUUGAUGAAGAUGUCUGCUUCAUGACCAAAUCGCCCAAAAGCAACACUCAGUACACACUACACGUUUCAAACAAAAGGUUAAAUAGAACGCGCUUCCUGCUCUUUCUCUUUGGGGUGAUAUUGUUUUGGAAAGCAGGAACCAUAUGCCGGAGCUCACUGUUUUACUACACCACUGGAGUUUCGUUGGGAAUCAUCGGCACAUUUGUCUUUCUGACACUUAUUCUCAGAAACUUCCUACCAAAGCGAGGCCUGUUCCUGGUGUUGUUGGGUGCCGGGUCGGGUCUGUCCUACUUGGGGAUCCAGGGGGUGUUGAAUAAUUGGGAUGACAUCGUCUCUGAGCACUGGAUGGAACUGCUGGCUUAUGUGCUGAUAUCUGGCCUGAUUAGCUUUGCUAUGUGCUACAAACACGGCCCCAUUACCAACAAAGGCACAUUGAUCUUAAUGACCUGCUGUAUGCAACUAGUAGGCAUUGUGCUGCUUUACCAUGGGUUAACUUACCCAUUUGCCUUCUACAUAUUGCUCGCUUUACUGCUUUGCGUGAAGAUUCUACCAUUGGUUUGGAGUCUCCUGAUGGGAAUAUUCAGUCUUUUCUACUAUUUACUGGGUUUGCUCUGGAGGAGGAAGCGCUCCAAAGUCAAACUGCUGACCGAAGACGAGUACAGAGAGCAGGGAGAGAGACACACCAGAGCUUGCCUGGAUGAACUGAGAGAGCACUGUAACAAACCCGGCUUUCCUGCGUGGGAUACGGUGCUGAGACUAAGAUCACCGCAAAAAUUCGCUAAGUUUCUGCACAGCGGUUCCCACGUCACUUCAGAGGAGCUGCAGAGUCAUGAGAGUCAUUAUGGGGUUGGUGGGGCGUUUCAUGAAGACUUGCUGUUUAACAGCAGCUCCAGCGACGUCCAUCCUCCAAUCGCAGAGGAGGAUCACACUGAUGAUGAGCUACACAGAAACAAUCCUCCAUUCCAAAACAACCUCCCUGGGCCCUCUGAAUACAACCCCCCUAUCUGUCCUUAUCCUCCUAUAAACUACAGCCCUCAACCAGAACCCAUGGAUGUAGAAGACCAGGACUUCUUCUGAAUCUUUGCCAGAUGAUCAUUUUUAAGUCAUUUUAUUUAAAGAGACUCUUUGAAUCCCCAAUAUUUAUAAAGUAGGUAAGCAUGAAUCUAAGGAAACAUAGUAAGUCCAUAAUGAUUUGUAAAAUAGUGUUUCUCUCAUUUGUAUAUUUAAAUGAUCUCAAUGAGACAAUGUGGGUGGUUAUUGUCUUAGCAGUGGACCUGAAUUUUAUUUGAAUUCCCGUGUGAUACAUCAGUAUUUCCCAAUCCUGGAGUGCCUAAUACUGCACAUUUUUUGUGUCAUAUCUAAUUCAGAAGAUCGAUUAUCUGUCACUGAUGUACUGAUGAAUCAAACCAGGCAGGUAACAUAAGGAAGUCAUCCAAAAUGUGUAUUGUUUGGGAAUGUCUGGAUUAGGAAACACUAUGAUACACCAGGUUAUAACCACUGCAUCAUACAUGUAUGAUAAUAUUGUUAAUGUGCUGAUCUCAGGUAUAAAAGACCAUCUGGACAACCUCUUAGUUACUGUACUAAUAUAUAUUUUUCACCAGUAAAAAAUUAUUAUAAUGGCAUUUUCUACUUUAAGCAAACAGUGCCCUCUGGUGUCAAUUGAAGGAGUAGUUCAACUAUAAAUAAACUUUUGGGCAAGUGCUCAUGGCCAUGUUAGAACCCUGAAUGUAGUAGUUGUAAAUAGGGACUGGUAGUGUCAAAUGUAGAUAUAAAAUGAUAUGAAAAGCACCAUGUAUGUAUAGUUAAAGUAGUCCAUAUCCGCUUGGGGCUGUAAAUCUUCUGAAUAUAUUUAUGUAUUUGCUUCUGAAGUUAUUGAUUUCUGUACUUUUAUAACAUUUUGGGUAUAUCAAAUUCAUUUUUGUUGUGUAAAGCAGAGCACAACAUUCUUAACUUUUAAAACUCAACUUCUGUUGUGUUUAGUCAUUUGAAAAAACAUUUGGUUACAUUUUUUGUGAUCUAGCCUUUUAAAAUAAACUAUGAAAUGCAAGACAUGCAUUGGACAAAGAGUGGAUGUUUAUUUUUUAAAAAGUAUAUGUUUUUAUAAACAGCUGGUUAUGUUUUAAAGUUGAAUCUUUUUAUAUUAUCAUAUUAAUUAAAGACAGAUGGCUUUU
Paramisgurnus dabryanus is the source of this 2697-nucleotide messenger RNA. It is a transcript of the gene nemp2, whose product is annotated as nuclear envelope integral membrane protein 2. The record is from RefSeq and is a predicted model, not a curated record. Gene Ontology annotation, cellular component: nuclear envelope. NCBI's taxonomy places the organism in Eukaryota, Metazoa, Chordata, Actinopteri, Cypriniformes, Cobitidae.